Molecule: messenger RNA, 648 nt
Organism: Salvia hispanica
Lineage: Eukaryota; Viridiplantae; Streptophyta; Magnoliopsida; Lamiales; Lamiaceae
Source: RefSeq, a predicted model, not a curated record
AUGGGCGAGCAUCUGUUCUGGGCCAUCAGAGGCGGUGGUGGCGCCAGUUUCGGCGUGAUCACUGCUUGGAAGGUACAACUGGUGGAUGUUCCAGAAAAAGUCACUGUUUUCAACAUUGGCAAGACUCUGGAGCAGAACGCGACACAGUUAAUCCACAAAUGGCAAUCCAUCGCGCCAGAAUUCGUCGAUGAUUUGUUCCUGAGAAUCAUCAUAAAACCGGAGACUAAGAUCUUCCCGAGCUACGAUUUCCCAAUCGCUGCACGUGAAAAGCUACUCAAUAGACUUCAACCUAAGGUGAGAUUUUUCAAAGCGAAGUCCGACUACGUGCAGAAGCCCAUCCCGGGAUUCGGGCUUGAAGGCGUCUGGAGGCUAAUGCUCGAGGCGGUGGCCAACCAGUCCGUGAUCAUAUUCAGCCCUUAUGGAGGGAGGAUGGCAGAGAUUCCGGCCUCCGCCACUCCGUUUCCUCAUAGGACAGGGAAACUUGUACAUGAUCCAACACAUCAUAUUUUGGGACGAGAGCCAGAGUCAAGAUUCCGAGAGCUACAUAAGCUGGAUGGGGAGGCUAUACACUUACUUCGCUCCUUUUGUGUCGUCAUUCGCCGAGGCAAGCGUACUUCAACUACGAGAUCUCGAUAUCGGAGCCAAUAA